CAGCCUGCCCUGGCUGCGACAGGAGGCAGCCGCCUGCCACCCUCCUCCACCCCGAGGCUCACUCGCUCAUCCCUGGGCCCUCCCGCUCCCAGGCCGGGGGGCCACCAUGGCCUGCCAGUCCUGCGUGGUUGGUUUCAGCAGCCUCAGCGGCUGUGAGGUGACCCCAGCGGGCAGCCCCCGGCCUGGAACGUCAGGAUGGGGCAGCUGCGGGCCCCCUGUGCCAGGCUUCAGCUCCCGAAGCCUCACAGGCUGCUGGCCAGCUGGCACCAUCCCGAAGGUGACCGUGAACCCCAGCCUGCUGGUGCCCCUGGACCUCAAAGUGGACCCAGCCAUCCAGCAGCAGAAGAACCAGGAGAAGGAGGAGAUGAAGGUCCUCAAUGACAAAUUUGCCUCCCUGAUUGGCAAGGUACAAGCUCUGGAACAGCGCAACCAGCUGCUGGAGACCCGCUGGAGCUUCCUGCAGGGCCAGGACUCGGGCACCUUUGACCUGGGGCACCACUACGAGGCGUACCAGGGGCGGCUGCAGGAGGAGCUGCGCAAAGUGAGCCAGGAGCGGGGACAGCUAGAGGCCAACCUGCUGCAGGUGCUGGAGAAGGUGGAGGAGUUUCGCAUCAGGUAUGAGGACGAGAUCUCCAAGCGUACAGACCUGGAGUUCACCUUUGUCCAGCUGAAGAAGGACCUGGACACUGAGUGUCUUCGACGGACUGAACUGGAAACCAAGUUAAAAGGCCUACAGAGCUUCGUGGAGCUGAUGAGAACCAUCUAUGAACAGGAGAUGAAGGACCUGGCAGCCCAAGUGAAGGAUGUGUCAGUGACCGUUGGCAUGGACAGUCGCUGCCACAUCGACCUGAGCGGCAUCGUGGAGGAGGUGAAGGCCCAGUAUGACGCCAUCGCAGCCCGCAGCCUGGAGGAGGCCGAGGCGUACUCACGCAGCCAGCUGGAAGAGCAAGCCGCCCGCUCGGCAGAGUUUGGGAACAGCCUCCAGAGCAGCCGCUGCGAGAUCGCUGAUCUCAAUGUGCGCAUCCAGAAGCUCCGGUCCCAGAUCCUCUCGGUCAAGAGUCACUGCCUGAAACUGGAAGAGAACAUCAAGGCAGCCGAGGAGCAGGGGGAGCUGGCCUUUCAGGACGCCAAGGCCAAGCUGGCCCAACUGGAGGCUGCCCUGCAGCAGGCCAAGCAGGACAUGGCGCGGCAGCUGCGCGAGUACCAGGAGCUCAUGAACACCAAGCUGGCCCUGGACAUUGAGAUCGCCACCUACCGCAAGCUGGUGGAGGGCGAGGAGAGCCGAAUGGACUUGCCCUCAGCCACCGUGGUCAGUGCUGUGCAGUCCAGGCCUAGAGUCGCUGCCUCCAAGUCAUUCCACUCCAAGGGCUCCUUCCGGAAGAAGAAGAACCGCAGAGGGCCUGUGAUCAAAAUCACUGAGAUGUCAGAGAAGUACCUCUCCCAGGAGUCUGAGGCCUCAGAUUAA
Messenger RNA from Marmota flaviventris (yellow-bellied marmot), 1465 nucleotides. It is a transcript of the gene Krt80, whose product is annotated as keratin 80. The record is from RefSeq and is a predicted model, not a curated record. Gene Ontology annotation, molecular function: structural constituent of skin epidermis. Gene Ontology annotation, biological process: keratinization; intermediate filament organization. Gene Ontology annotation, cellular component: keratin filament. NCBI's taxonomy places the organism in Eukaryota, Metazoa, Chordata, Mammalia, Rodentia, Sciuridae.